UAUAUAUGUUUCUUCCACUGGGAAUAAAUUGGGCAUUCUAAUCUGCUGCAGAGUGCAGAGUGCAGAGUGCAUCAGCAUUGGAUCUGGAAACGCGUGAAAGAAGACAUGGCUCGCGCGGGAGGGAUAACAAACGCAGUGAACGUGGGAAUCGCGGUGCAAGCCGAUUGGGAGAACCGCGAAUUCAUCUCUCACAUUUCUCUCAACGUUCGUCGCCUCUUCGACUUCCUUGUCCAAUUCGAGGCUACGACGAAGAGCAAGUUGGCGUCUUUGAAUGAGAAGCUGGAUGUGUUGGAGCGGAGGUUGGAGCUGCUUGAAGUUCAAGUGGGCAAUGCUUCGGCUAAUCCUUCUCUUUUUGCCACUUGAAUUUGUGUUUCUUGUGUUUUCACUGGCGCUGUAAGCUUACAUAUUCACCUUCUUCUGCCGCCAACUCAGAUUCAUUUGAGACAUAUUUUCGUGCCAGACUCAAUCACGUACUUGAGGUCCGGGAAAUCAGUCAUCUUAGUUGUAGUAAUGGAAAGAAUACAUCAAUUGGUUAAGAGUAAGCUCAGUUGGCAGAAUAUGGAAUUCUUUCUGUAGAUAGAAAUGGAUGAUAUCGGUUUCCUUAGUUUGACAUUUUCCAUAUACACCUUAAGGAAUGUUAUUAUUAUCCCUAACAUAUUUUUCACUCAUUCUUUUUAAGCCAUUGGAUGACAACUGGGCCUCACUUAUCUUUCUUUUGAAUGACUCAGAUUAUUUCUGCUCAAUCUCUUCUGUCCUUCCUUCUUGUUUUGCUUGUUCUCAUUCUAGUUCUAAUUUGCGUGUUCUUAAGGAGACAUAAUUCAACAAGGAAGAAACAGUAUGUAGUUUAUGAAGUUGAUCAUGCAAUGAUGCAAAAGUCUCGGUGAUUGGUUGUUCAAUAUGAUUGUGUAGGUCAAUUUUUCCUUGUUGGGGAAAAAUUUUCGCCACUUUAGUGUACCUGAGGAACUCAAGCUUGCAUUUUAAUCAGAAAUGAAUUCUUAUGCA
Molecule: messenger RNA, 1002 nt
Organism: Glycine soja
Lineage: Eukaryota; Viridiplantae; Streptophyta; Magnoliopsida; Fabales; Fabaceae
Product: protein BRICK 1
Exons: 3
Coding region: 106-363 (85 amino acids)
Biological process (GO): regulation of actin polymerization or depolymerization; actin filament organization; cell motility
Cellular component (GO): SCAR complex
Molecular function (GO): protein-containing complex binding
Source: RefSeq, a predicted model, not a curated record